Ceratosolen solmsi marchali is the source of this 1185-nucleotide messenger RNA. RefSeq lists its product as uncharacterized. NCBI's taxonomy places the organism in Eukaryota, Metazoa, Arthropoda, Insecta, Hymenoptera, Agaonidae. Gene Ontology annotation, cellular component: cytoplasm. The coding region runs from base 156 to 1088 and encodes 310 amino acids. The record is from RefSeq and is a predicted model, not a curated record. The transcript is spliced from 7 exons.
CAUUUAUCGUUUAAAGAUUAUAUUACAAGCUGACGUCAAGAUUAGUGACGAUUAAUGACAUUGUAACGUGUUUGUGUUAUCUGCAUACGUGCGGCGAUGAUAUUUUAGAAAGGGAUGGGUAAAUAAAUAGAAUUGCUGUCGUGUACAGUAGAAAAAUGGCAUUGCCAAAUAAAAUUACGCUUUUCUUUUGGAAAAUUACUCUUGUCGGAUACGUAAUUGCAUAUCCAGAUAAAUAUGAAUUCCAAGGUUCAUAUAUUGAUACUAAUAUGAAAUUCAAUUUAUUAGAUAUAUUGAAUGAUUAUACAGAGAGUGAAAAGGACCAUCGUAGGGACUCCACCGAUGAUCCAUAUGAAAAUUGGACUGGUCGUUGGAUGCCAAGUCGACCUGGGGAACCUACACCGCCGCCUAAAGUUGUUUCUAAUAAAGGUAAAGAUGAAGAAUCGCACCACGAUUCUAGAGUCCCAAUGGGCGUUAAAUCACCAGAUUGCGAUGAUGGAAAGACUAAUUUGACAGUGGACUGGGAUCACUCUGUAACAAGUUACACUUGUUACGGUCAGAAAAUUAAUCCUGAUACAGAAAUUUCUCCAGAAUUAUAUUGUGAUACAAUACCCAAAAAAUACGAGGCUAUCCAUAAAUGCAUGUACGAGAGUAUUGAAUAUAAAGAUGAUAUUCCAACAUACGGAAGUCAUCGUCCAAUUUGGCCAACAUAUGGAGAAUACACGUACGUGCCAAAACAAAGAUGGAUUCACAAUUUGGAACAUGGAGCUGUCGUCAUGUUAUAUCAUCCGUGUGCAAAUAGCUUGGAAGUGGAACGUCUAAAGGGAGUAGUAAAGGGUUGCCUCCGCAGACAUAUUAUAACACCCUAUGAUCUCGAUGAAACCAAACCAUUAGCGUUGGUGACAUGGGGCUGCCGUUUAACCAUGUCCCAUGUCAAUAAAGAAUUGGUUAUUGACUUUAUUAAGGAACACGCUCUCCAUGCUCCAGAAAAUCGCGUUUACAAAGACGGAGAUUUUGACGAUCAGUUAAUAAAAAAGUCUGACAUUGUAUCCGAUGAAGAGGACAGCAUAAUAUGCUUUAAGCAAAUGUGAUUACUUCAAUACUGAUCUCUAAUAUACUAAUACAUAUGAUCUGUAAAAUUACUUAAUUUAUAUUUCGAAAUACGUUAGUCUGUGAUUAUUUUAUACG